UGAUCUAAAGUCAAGGUGUUGCAGCACCUCAGCCAUCGAGGACCAAUGACCGCAGGUAUCACACCCACAAUCCUCUUCUGGAAGCAGUCUGGACCUACACAACCCAUCCACCAGUCAACAUUUAUUUCACCUUCUACUAGAGAUACUCGUACGUACCUUCUUCUCAGAGCAGUUAAACCAUGACAUUUAAAUCAUCUUAAGUAUGCGGGACAGUUUCAGUGCACUCACAAAAGAUUCAUCAUGACAACCAAUCAAGAAAUGAUUACAGUGGAUCAGAACGUAUUCCUGAUUUUCCAUGAGGAUUACAUCCCAAAACUUUUUGGGAACAUCUGCUACCCUCACGAUGACGGGAUGUCCAGAGAGAUAACCGAUUUACAUGCGAGCACCAACAAUAAUGUGUCCAGCAACUUCAAAAACGCCACGGCCUACUGGCUCAGCAGUUCAGUGAAAGAAUGUGAGGAUGUCAGUUGUACUGAACGUCUUCGGGACUCUGGUCAAACCUGCUCAGGUCCAACAUCGGGGAGUGACAGGAACAUAAAGAAGAGGAAAAGUGUGUUGUUUGAUGAAGCCGUCACAGUCUACGUGUUUGAUCAGGAGAGUCCUACGUUGGAGCUCCACUCAGAGCCACACACAUCUUUGUCAAGCAACCGUUCUUACAACCUGCCGGAUGUCGCAUUUGAAGAUAGCGGCUUGGAAUGGGAGGACGACUUCUCUGCCUUAGAGAAGAGCCGUCAUUACCAACAUGUGAAACAAUCCGUGUCUCAAAACUGCAGCCGUGCUCCAACACGCCACAGCUGGACUGCUCGCUCCAGACCAGACCGUUUUGUUUCGUCCCAAACCUGCCUGUUCCUCACUCAUGUUGCGCCUUCAGACCUUGAGCCGUGAGGUUGCAACAAAGUC
This is a messenger RNA of Thalassophryne amazonica, 900 nucleotides long. RefSeq names its product serine/threonine-protein kinase LMTK2-like. The transcript is spliced from 3 exons. Lineage: Eukaryota; Metazoa; Chordata; Actinopteri; Batrachoidiformes; Batrachoididae. The record is from RefSeq and is a predicted model, not a curated record. The coding region runs from base 241 to 885 and encodes 214 amino acids.